AUGGGAGCCAGAGGUGUUGCAACUAGCAUCUUGAAGAUGCAGCUACUAAUCCUGCUAAGCGGAGUUCUACUCUCCAUUCAAGCCGCACCAACGGAAGUCACCGAAGAUGUAACCCAUCCGCCGCAAGAUCAGCUGCAGACCGAGUCUCGAUCCCGCAAGGACGAUGUCCUGGAAGUGGACGAAGACCUGGACGGGCGAAGUGCCUAUGUUAACAAUCAGUUUGUACCCAGUGAACCCGUCGAGGUGUUGGACGAUGAGCAGAACACCCCACUCUAUGAGAUACUACAGAAACAAAUGGAGCAGGUCCUGGCCUCCUCGGCUCCCAAUGAUCCCGUGUACGAGCAACGCGAGAAGCAGGAGAGACGUGACCAGCAGCCGCCGCACCAACCGCCUCUUUUCUCUGAUGUGCAUCGAGGAGAUGGUGUUGGUGACUUGCAGGAGGAUGACUACGAUGACGAGCAGGAUCAGACGGAUCAGGGAUAUCCCGGUGAUCCCGAGAAACCAGAUGCAUUGGCAGGUGUCCAAGAGGAGGAGCAGGAUCAGCCUGAAACGGGCUACCAGGCACCUCAGCUAAGUCCACCAACCAGCACCACUCGCAGACCGCACAGGCGUCGCACCACUGCCCAGCCCCGAACCACAAGACCCAGAACCUCCGCCCAGCCCAGAGUGACGACCAAGACUAUGAACCAGACCAGCAGCACCACGGAAUCGACGCCAUCCUCCAGCACCACUACUCCAAGGCCCAGGAUCAGUGGCAGGCCACCUGUAGGAUUUCCUGCAGAUCCUCAGGUCUACCAGCACAAGCGGCGCAUCAUCUUCAAGACCAUUUCUACGGGUUCGCAAUUCAUUAACUCACCCAUCGGUGACCUUAUGAUCAAGUUCUCCAUUGGAUUUGCCAAGCCAGCUACUCCAGGUGGUGCGGUCAGCUCACCCAGCUCAUCCAGUUCCUCCAGCGAGGCCCUGCGUGCCUUGUCCCAGAACCUGAUUCGCAAUUUGGAGCUACAGAAACUUAAAAGAUCCAAUAAAAUACAAAAAGAUUAAAGAAUUGAAAUUAUUAUACCCUUCUAGUGUAUAUAAACCAUUGCUUUAUAUUCUAAAUACCUGAAAAUUUAUUAAAAUACGACUUUCAGUGGUUUUAAGCGCCAACGUAAUGCCUUGCAAUGAGUAAAAGCAAUGGAAUGUGGAGCUUUCACAUCAGAGGUCAU
This is a messenger RNA of Drosophila serrata, 1205 nucleotides long. RefSeq lists its product as uncharacterized. The record is from RefSeq and is a predicted model, not a curated record. NCBI's taxonomy places the organism in Eukaryota, Metazoa, Arthropoda, Insecta, Diptera, Drosophilidae.